GAUUUCUUUAACCCUCUUUCCUCUCCGAUCCAGAAAUAUGAAAUCGGGGCUUCUAGUUCUACUAAUUCAUCGACUAGCUUCAAGUUCUUCCAUUUUCGAAGCUUAGCAAGUGAAUUAGCAUCAGAUGAGGCUUUUGCGGUUGAUCUUGUUGUUGUCUUUAACUUCUGGUUUCGCUGCGAUCGCCGUCUACAUCACCGGUUUCUCCACUCUCUACGACAAGUAUCAGCCUUCCGAUGAAGAUUUUGAAGCCUUGCAGUCUUUGCAGAGCGAUUUUCAGAAGUGUGUGAGUGAAAAUGGAUUAGGUUUACAAGCUGCGGUUGGUAAAGAUUAUUGUGAAGUCACGAUAAAGUUCCCUAGCGACACCGUCCCCAAAUGGAAAGAUCCUAAAACUGGUGAACUAGAAGGGUUAUCAUUUGAUUUUAAUUUGUGUGAAGCUGUGGCUACAUGGGAACAGGUGCGGAAUAGUACCACAAUACUCACCAAGGAGUUCAUUAAUGCUUUACCAAAUGGAUGGGGGGAAUACGCAUGGCGCAGGAUCAAUAAGGGAAUACUUCUCAACCGCUGUGAGAAUAAGACUCUAUGCAUGGAGAAACUUUCACUGGUACUCCCUGAUAUGCCGCCAUAUUUUCCACGGCAAUUUGGCCAGUGUGCUGUUAUUGGUAACUCAGGAGAUCUUUUGAAAACUAGGUUUGGGAAGGAGAUAGAUGGCUAUGAUGCUGUUAUUAGAGAAAAUGGUGCUCCAAUUCAGAACUAUUCAGAUUAUGUGGGCAAGAAGAGUACAUUUCGUCUCCUCAAUAGGGGAUCUGCCAAAGCUCUUGAUAAAGUUGUGGAGUUAGAUGAAACGAGGAAGGAGGCCUUGAUCAUUAAAACAACAAUUCAUGACAUUAUGAACAAAAUGAUACUGGAAAUUCCAAUAAACAAUCCUGUAUAUCUCAUGUUAGGUGCAUCCUUUGGUUCAGCAGCAAAAGGAACUGGGCUCAAGGCUCUUGAAUUUGCUCUCUCUAUUUGUGAAUCCGUAGAUAUGUAUGGUUUCACUGUGGAUCCCGGUUAUAAAGAAUGGACUAGAUAUUUCUCUGAAGCUCGACAAGGUCAUACUCCUUUGCAUGGUAGAGCUUACUAUCAAAUGAUGGAGUGUUUGGGACUUAUCAAAAUCCAUUCGCCCAUGCGAGCUGAUCCAAAUCGUGUUGUAAAAUGGGUACCAAGCCCUGGCACAAUUAGAGCUGCUAGAAUUGCCUCAGAGAAAUUAUUGACGAGGGUUGGAGCAGGGUCUAGAGACCCAUUAGCCGCAUGCUCAAUUAUUAAGGAUAGGGUUAAGAGAAAGCCUAUCGCAUUGUCAAACUUCAGAAAGGCUGCUGUUGACCAUCAAAAAUUUGUGAAAGGCACCACCAUGUACCCUUUGGAGCACAGUCCAGGACAUGGGGCACUUUGCACAGUGCCAGCAAAUCGAUUCACACAUAGCUGACGACUGAUCUGUGAUUUGGUUUGUUCCACAUUAGCAAUUGGACGAAGAAAUGGCUGCUGACCAAUCUACAUUGCAUUAUUCUGUAUACAAAAGAAUUUGUUCGAGGUCCCCUCGUUUUAUCAAAGUUUUGAUAUUCCCGACACCCACUCAGAUGGCAAUUGGAGGUCGAGAAUACGUUUGCUUUUCUUCUAAUUCCGGUGGUGUCCAACCAAAAGUCUGUUUAUGAGAUGGUGAGGAGACAGGAAAGAGCUACUGUAACAUUUAUAUUCAGUUUUGAAGGAAAAAGAAAGUUCAGGAAAGCAAAUAAUUUAUCAAUUGUAUUUUUUCUUUUC
Molecule: messenger RNA, 1794 nt
Organism: Corylus avellana
Lineage: Eukaryota; Viridiplantae; Streptophyta; Magnoliopsida; Fagales; Betulaceae
Product: Glycosyltransferase family 29 (sialyltransferase) family protein
Molecular function (GO): sialyltransferase activity
Source: RefSeq, a predicted model, not a curated record